This is a messenger RNA of Bombyx mandarina (wild silkworm), 2440 nucleotides long. RefSeq lists its product as uncharacterized. Lineage: Eukaryota; Metazoa; Arthropoda; Insecta; Lepidoptera; Bombycidae. The record is from RefSeq and is a predicted model, not a curated record.
CGAUUUUGGGUACAAAAUAGUACAAAUAUACCGAUUUUAGCUGGCAAGUCUACCGAUCUCGCUCUAUGACGUUCGAGAUCACUGGCAGCAUUAUCAUAGAUUAUACACUUAAUAUAUGAGCAUUAUUUUACAGUGACAUUAGCUACUGUCAGUCGGUUUCGUCUACUAAAAAUACGAAAUACGACUAUACCUACUUAUGUUUACAAUUGUAUCAAAAUAACAAUCUUAAUAUUUUCAAACAAGUAUGGUGGUACAGCGGUUAAUACAUAUUUACGCUAAUAGAGACAAUGUAUAAAUAAAUUAGAACAAAUAAUAUUACUAUAGAUUACUUAUACCGAGAAUUUUAAGGAGAAAUUUAUUGUUUACAAGUUGAGAAUGUUGAAAAAUGAUUAAAAACAACCAAAUAAUUUGGCUUGCCGAAACCAACAACUUUUUAAUUAGCACCGAUGACAGUGAUACAGACAGUUUCAGUCAUGUAUCUAAUGUCGAGGGAAACUCUUCAGAAAUUGAGUGGCCUGAUGAUGAGGACGAUGAAAUUUUUUUUCCUCCUAUGCAAUAUUUUAUAAGACUAAGAAGAAGACGAGUCGAUGAUUAUAUGCAUAUUAUAGAUUCAUGGACUGACGCCGAAUUUAAAAAUCGAAUGAGAUUAUCAAGAAAAACAGCAUUUCGUCUUAUUGGUGAAUUGGACAAAUCAGGAUUCAUUGCAUCACAUAAAUUUGGACUUAAACCUCUCGAGUCAAAGUUAUGUUUUUACAUAUUUCUAACAUUUAUCUCAAAUACUGAACCCUUAACACCAAUUGCUACCCGUUUUGAUAUUUCAAUAUCAUCAACAUUUCGUGUCAUAAGAAAAGUGGCAUCAUGGAUUUUGACAAAACUGAAUGAUGCCAUAAGAUGGCCACAAGAUUUUAAUGAAAUACAAUAUAUUUGUGACAAUUUCCAUUUAAAGACUGGAAUCUCAAACAUUUUAGGUGUUAUAGAUCGUACCCACAUAAGAAUAGACAAACCUAAAAAUGCUCGAGAGUACUGUAAUCCCAAAGGUCACUUUUCAAUAAUUUUGCAAGCAACGAUUGAUUCACAAUUGAGAUUUACAAACAUCUUUUGUGGAGAACCAGGCUCAUCCAACUGCACUCGGGCCUUGAAGAAAUCACCUUUAUAUCAUACAGCAACUCAUGACAGAAAUUCUUUGUUUCCACACAAUACAUUUUUAAUAGGCCACUCAGGGUAUCCAUCUUUACCAUGGCUGGUACCACCAUUUAGAGAAAAUAAAAGGCUGACACCUCAACAAAGAGAAUUUAAUGCAUUACAUGCAUCUGCUAGAAAGUUGGGCGAUAGAGCUUUUAUUCUGUUAAAGGCUAGGUUCCGCAGAAUUAAAUUGUUUACUGUUUAUCGAAAUAUAGCUUUCAUCACAGACAUGAUUGUAGCUGCAUGUAUACUCCAUAAUUAUUGCUUGAAUGAAAAUGAUCAUUUAGAGGUUAAUCACGACUAAAUAAUAUACAGUGCUACCUCAACAUACGAGUUUAAUUAAUUCUGUAACCUUUCUCGCUUGUCAAAUUGCUCAUAUAUCAAAGCAAUUUUCCCAAUUGAAAUUAAUUUUAAUGCCGUUAAUCUGCUCCAGCUCCCAAAAAAUGACCUGUCAUUUUUUAUGUGUUUUUAAAUAAGAAAAAAAAAUAUAAUAGUACUCCACAUGUGGGGGUAUUAUGUGAUUCCUCGUAUCUCAAGUCUUACUCUCAUCUCGAAGCAAAAUAUUGCUCGCGCAGUGGCUUGUACCUCAUAACACUCGUAUAUUAGGGCAAUCGUAUAUUGAUGUACCACUGUACAUAUUUUAUGUUACUUAAUUAUAGAUGGUUAACUUGUAACAACUGAGGGAUUUAGUUACUAUUUUAUGCAAAAACUACAGAUUUUAGGGAGCUUCAUAAUUUAAUCGCAGUACAGUAUGAGCAAUGUACAACAGGUUGUGUGUAAGUAGUUUCAAGGAAUUAGACAUGGCCACAGUAAGCUAUGACCGGGAUCUACUAUUUGUGUGAUCCAUAAUUUUAUCUUAUUGAGCGAUCAUUUAAAUAAAUGUACUUUUUAACAAUUAACAAAUAUUAUAAUUCUUGGUUAUUAAUAAAACACAUUCGACUUGACCUGUCCUGAUGAAACUGGAAGGCUCUUUAGGCCACCAUUAAUCCUGCUAUUCUAGAAAAGGUUACACUUUGUUUCUGAAGGGACCCUUGACUUGAAAUCAGAUUAUCAAGCCAGUAAUUUCUUUUGUAGCAUUUUUUUUCAAUUAAUUGUACUGCGUCCAAUAUUGUAGGGUUUAAAGCUAGGCGGUGACAGAGGUCCAACUGAUCUUGUGUGAAACAAUAAGCAUCAGAGAUGCCUUUACUUCAAUUAGUAGAUUCAUGAAGUAUGAAUUUCUUAAAAUGGCGUGUAUAAAUUGUAUUAGAUUAACAGCUUU